Messenger RNA from Mycotypha africana, 1669 nucleotides. RefSeq lists its product as uncharacterized. Gene Ontology annotation, molecular function: high voltage-gated calcium channel activity. The record is from RefSeq and is a predicted model, not a curated record. Gene Ontology annotation, cellular component: voltage-gated calcium channel complex. NCBI's taxonomy places the organism in Eukaryota, Fungi, Mucoromycota, Mucoromycetes, Mucorales, Mycotyphaceae. Gene Ontology annotation, biological process: calcium ion import across plasma membrane. Bases 122 to 1312 code for a protein of 396 amino acids. The transcript is spliced from 3 exons.
ACGAUUUUCGGGUAUUGUGCGGUUAUCAGCUGCCCAUAUUGCCCUGAACAGAUCAAAGAGAAGAAAGAAGACAUAUAGUCGGUAUUUGAGAUUGCAUAAGUGGUUGCGACAAAUAGCGGGAAUGGCAAGGCGUGUAGUAAAUAUCCGCUCUCCAGAACCUGCUGAUACUCUGAUGCCUAAGAAUGAACUGUUUACGCUGUCAUCAUAUGUGUAUCAAUUGAAGCACGGGUUACCUCAACCGUGUUUGAAUGAUUCUUCCUCUGAGCAAACUUAUAAUGAUGAUGACAGAGAGUUUGAUAGUGAAAGUGAAACUAUUAGUACGAGAGUAAAUAAAAGAGGUCAGAUCAGUAAACACCGCCAUAACAAACCUGCCAUAAGAGAACUUACUGACGAGCCAGAAAUCUUGCAUCAUCAUUAUGAGCAUCGGGAUACGCAGUCAAAUACUACAAAUUCUCUGUUUAUACCAGAAAGUUUGUCUUCGGAAUCUGAUAUACCCUUACCUAUAAGCAAUCGAAGAAAAAUGGGACUCCAUUUAAGUAGUUUAAGUAGCAUUUUCCCAUUCUCUUCUUUUCGUCGAAUACCAAGCUUUUCCCGAUCUACACCAGAAGACAAUCAGCUGCAGGAUGACACUAGGACAGCCGGGGAAACAGACAGAUUAUUAGCACAUGUAGGCACAACACUACCUUCUUAUACGCAUCUUCAAAAUCAAUGGUUGCCAAUUGAUACGAUAGGAACAUGCACUAUACGCGAGAUAUAUAAUAAUGUGUACAGUCACACAAUAAAGCGAUUCUGUCAGUUGUUGGAGAAAUUCAUGUAUAAUUUGCAGCAUCAGAAUAGUCAACAUAAUACUCAAAUAAGAUUUGAAGGUUGGUCCUUAUUUGUCUUUUCACCAACCCAUCCACUUCGCCUGUUUCUUUGGAAAGUCGUCGCUUCAAGUUCAUAUGAAAUCUUCACAUUUGUUCUACUGGUAAUCCAGUGGCUCUUAAUGUCAUUUAUCCCUGUUAUUUUUGAUACAAACCAUCCAUAUAUCGACAGAAGUACGGAUUACUUGCUGUUAAUUAUAUACAUUAUUUAUUCAUUCGAAAUGAUAUCGAAGAUUAUUGUUUACGGCUUUGUAUUAAGAACUCACUCAACGUCGAAGCCGACCUUUUUUACUCUGUUACGAGUAGCUCAAAGAAUUUGUCGCUUAUCGAAAUUUCUUCAGAUAGCCCAUGCUGAUGGGAAUUUAAAGACUUGGAAGUCCCUUAAUCCUUCAGGUCUUCAUAACGGGGAUGACAGCCGGCUUGCUAAUACACUCAAAGACCAGAGUUAAGAUUCAUUACCGUCGUAUGCUGUCAGAAGCCGUUCGUUUUCUUCAGGCACAUUUGCAGCUGAAUCGAUUAGGGACACGUAUUCUUCCAGCUACCGUAGUCCCAGUAAUAGCAGUACUAAAUCACGGUCUCUAUCUGUAUUAUUGAGUCGUAUUAACAAAUCAGUGUCAGAAGGAAAUUAUUUGUUUCAGGAAAGUACUUCUCAAAUUCUAUCACCUAACCCGAACUAUGGAACCAUUAUCAAUUCGAUCGACGUACAUCCUUUAGACAACAUUGAUGAGCGGAAUAACACCGAUGAGGAUGAAGGAGAUAAAAACGAUUUACCAGAGUCGUCGAUGUAUAAUGAACUAGAACAUCAA